Molecule: messenger RNA, 3267 nt
Organism: Betta splendens (Siamese fighting fish)
Lineage: Eukaryota; Metazoa; Chordata; Actinopteri; Anabantiformes; Osphronemidae
Exons: 10
Coding region: 192-1613 (473 amino acids)
Source: RefSeq, a predicted model, not a curated record
UGGAGGGUGCGGACACAAACUUCACUCAGGCAAAGUGGUUCUAUCAUCAGUGGAGCUGAAGUCGCCACCGACGGUCCUGCAUGUUUUAUUGACUGUGGGUACAAAAGCUGAUUUUAUCACACGUGUCUGCAGGAGAACAGUCUCAGGUUUGUGUACCCUCCCCAUAAAGCAGCUGGACUCAGAACUGGGUGAUGGGGCCUCAUCUUCAGCAGCCUCCUCAAGUCCAGCCGGUCAAACGGCGCUGGAUGCUGGCCAGCUGUGUAGUCACCAUCGUCUCCCUCAACCUGCUGCUCUGGACUCUAGGGACCCACACAGACGUCGACUUCUGGACCAGGCUUUCAGAAGCUCCGGCUGAAGCCUCACGGUUCCCUCAACGCUGUGGUCCAGGACAAACUGCUCCUCCACACCAGAAGGUGUCUCUGACUCUGGUCAACGGGACGCACACCCGACUGGUGUCGGCUUAUCGCGAGCAUCGCAGAGGAAGCACAGAGGUCCGCGUCAUCGCCAUAGUGCUGAGGAGCGAGGAGCCCGACUACCGCUGCCUCCUGUGCUGCCAGGACCAGCUGCGCAUCUCCAGAGGCGCCGCCAACGUCCACUCCAACCACUUCUGGUUCGCCUACGGGACCGCACACAUCACGUGUCCUCUGCCUCCGGGCUGCGAGGCCGCGUCUCACGUGGCGCUGGUCUCGUCCUCGGCCUUGUAUGAAGAUCUACUGCUGGACUACGUGGAGGUGAAGAACCAGGAGGUGAGGAACCAUUCCUUCCCCUUUGAUUUCACCGUCUGCAUCUCUACAAUGUUUGAAUUCACCAACGUGCUGCAGAUGGUGCAGAGUUUGGAAAUGCUGCAGCUCCUGGGUGUCGACAGAGUAGUUAUCUACAAGAGCAGCUGCAACGCGGACACGCAGCGAGUCCUCGACUACUACGUUCACAAAGGUCUUGUAGAGCUGGUCUCAUGGCCUCUGUCCAGACUCAUGAACGUUUCUCGGAGCUGGUUGCCUAGUUACAGCCCUGGCGACAUCCACUACUUCGGCCAGAUCCCUGCUCUCAACGACUGCGUCUACAGAUACAUGUACCAGUCGAGAUACGUGGCGCUGCACGACCUGGACGAGCUCAUCCUGCCCCAGACGGUGGACAGCUGGACGGCGCUGCUGCCUCUGUUAGAGGACGAAUACGGAGCAGACAAGUGCUACAGGUUUGAGAACAACGUGUUUCCCAACACUGUGAGGAACCCUCCCCCUUCUCCCCCCGGUUCUCCCCCCGGUUCUCCUGCGCCCGUCGCUAGCUGGCACGGCGUACCUGGCGUGGACAUCCUGGCUCACCUGCACCACGAGCCCGUCAACCGUAAACUGCGACACUACGGCGUCAAGUACAUCGUGAACCCGCGGGUGGUGGUCGCCCCCACGGUCCACAACCUGCUGUCCUCGCAGAACGGCUGCUCCAUGGUCGACAGUGCCGUAGGACGCAUGUACCACACCAGGUCUCCCAAAACAAAGAUUCCUCCGGAGCAGCUGAUUUUCGACGGCAGACUGCUGAGCUACAGCAGGCGUCUGGUUCCGGCCGUCACCGCUGUGCUCAGGGAGUGCGGCAUCAUAUCGACCGACGGCUCCAAGUAAACCUGUGCUUCCUGUGGUUCCCUUGACGCUGUGUCUUGUUCUGUGCUUGAGUUUUAAGUCAUUUUGUUAUUGAUGAGGUUCAUUUUUCAGUACAUUUUAUUCAUAGCCUUUCUGAGAAAGCUUCAGAUGAUCAGCUGAGACCCCUUUAAGAGCAAAGUAGUCAAACUGUGGGAUUAUAUUUAAGUAAUAUUUUUACAACAAUCAACUUUAAGCAGCUGUUACAGCAUCUGGCUCCACUGACGGACCUGUUUAACAGAUUUCUAUGUGAUCAGGAGUUUCCUUUCAUCUCAGGACGUUUGAGCGCUAGCAUUUAGCAGCUGAUGCUUGUGUCCUGGCCAUAGACUUAUCAUCUACCUGUUUGACAAACGCCAGUUGCUCAUGGGCGCGUGUGCAGGAAGGUGAGGCUUCCACCAGGUGGCGCCGUCUGCCGCUCCUGGUGCUCAGUGUUUAUUUCAGUAGGAGAGGCCUCUGAGCAGAACAAGAUGUGGAAACUAGAUGUUGUUGUUUCUGUUGGUUGUGUUCAUCACAGACAUUGUUAAAACACCUCUAUCCUGUGAAUAGAAAUGGUUAUGUUGUUCCAAAUAAAUCAUUUAGAAACGUAGAAACUGAUCAGUGUGAUGGACAAUUAGGGGAAGCAGCUUUUUUACUGUGAUGACGAUGACACGUAUGACUCAUCAGUCGUCAGCUGAGCUCUGAGUCUCGACCCAGACUGCCACUGGCUCAUAAACACAGUGCUGGAGAUCUGUCCCACUGGACGGGUGUCCCUAAUAAAGGGGCCAAUGGACACACCAGGAGCUGUGGCCCCUCAACCUCGCUCCCAGGCCCCUUCCCCUUGUUUCCCAUUGACACACAUUAGCAUACAGAUGUUAGCCUGAAAAGGGAAAGCAGGGCCACACAAAGGGGGGGGGGGGUGCUCACCCAGCCCUUGGCCUUUUUAGGGUCUUACACACAACCGGGUAUUGAAUGGUAAGUACCUGAGGGGGUCAGGUCCUGCUUCACACUGAUAUUCAUUUAGCACCUAAAUGCCAUCACACACACACACACACACACACACACACACACACACACACACACACACACACACACACACACACACACACACACACACACACACACACACACACACACACACACACACACACACAGGGGAGGAUCCAAACCCCUGCUCCACUUUGUCUGAAUAGAUGGAAUCAGUCACCAGUAUCUUGGCAUCAUUGUGUCCUGGGACGUCUUUGUUCCAGCAUCUGUUGCCCAAACACAUUUCACUCACUUCAAAUUGGUCUGUUCACCCCCCCCCCUCCACACACACACACUGGAGGGCUGAAAAACUCUCUGGAGGGAGAAUAAGUUUAUCUUUGUUGCUACAGUUACAGUGAGACACAGAAGAUCUGAUGAUGUAAAGGACCUGAAGACAGCAGCAUUUGAGAUCAGGCCCACGACCAGACUUUAAGGCUCAGUAACUUUAAUGUUCAUGUAGAAAUGAAGGACCUGGACACGUCAGCUUUCCAGUUAUUACUGAGACAUGGUCAGGUUGAGGCUGAAGUUCCAGUCUGUCCUACAGCUUUAAUCUGGACUAGGUCAGACUGGUAAAACAUCUCAGGCGUCCUGUUUAUGAUCACAGAAUGAGAUGCUGAACUUUCAUUUUUUAAAACCU